AUGAAUAUAUACUCUGAGGUGGCAACAACACCUACGACGACGACAACAACAACUACUACUACAACUACAAUACCCACGACAACAGCAUACAUAAAUACCCACCAAUGUCAACAUCAGUUACUAUCCGUGCAACUCCUAAACAAAGUAUCAAGCUCACACCCGGGGGCAUUCGUGUGUCCCGGCUCAACCACACGUACAUCCCACGAGGCUCUCGUGCUGAGUAACUGUCUAACCGUCAAUAAUGAUACCACAUCUUGGGUGUUCGGAAAACAGGUGAUGUCGAGUUGCCACAAUCUCCCACCAUUCACAGCCGUAGCUGCUUUUGACAACAAUCAAUAUGUUUCGCAAGGAGGGCUCUCUGGAAUCAUCAUGGAAUGCACGCCCAAUGGAUUUAAGAUUGCGGUUCAGGAGUGUGGCCUUGACCCUGCCAUCGUCACCAUAACAACACAGGGAGUCAACCUGAUGGACGCCUUAAACUACUAUACAAUUAUUUAA
Mya arenaria is the source of this 495-nucleotide messenger RNA. RefSeq lists its product as uncharacterized. The record is from RefSeq and is a predicted model, not a curated record. The transcript has 5 exons. Lineage: Eukaryota; Metazoa; Mollusca; Bivalvia; Myida; Myidae. The coding region runs from base 1 to 495 and encodes 164 amino acids.